AUGAUACUGACCGACUGGUUUUCACAGGACACCUCCACGAUAGCUUCCAAUGUUAUUUGGGAACUAGAGCGCUUUGCACCCUUUAUGCAAACCUCACCCUCCAUCCAAGACUGGUUUAGGGAAAGGAUGUGUUUUUAUCAAACCAAACAACACGAUGGGAUGGACAUAGGGGUGUGGCCAGUUCAGUCCAUUCUGGUCAAUGGGAAAGGCACCGUAUGUAACGCAACCCAUGGAACUUCCAGAUAUAAUUGUAAUGAGAGACUGGAGGAGUUCAUAGUACCCAGGCAUAAGAAAAUCCGAAUUCGGAUCAUCAACGCAGCCACCCAGUAUGCACUUAAAGUAUCAAUUGACAGCCACUCCAUGACGGUGGAAUCCAUGGACGGCAACGCUAUCCAGGGAACGGAAGUAUUAGACUACCUCAUCAUUCACACCGGUGAGAGAUAUGACAUAGAGGUCGCCACUGAUCAGUACAGGCAGACUCCAUUGCAGCCCGUAAAUGAUGGAUAUUUUUGGAUACGAGUGGAAUCUUUGGAGGAAUUUGACCAGCCAAAUCAGAAUUUACGAAAUAUAAUUACUCCUAAAACCGGCUGGGCGGUUUUAAAGUAUGAAGGAAGUCCACCCAGACGUAAACCAUUUACAACACCCAAGCAAUGCCCAGUUUCUAAUCCAUGUGAGAUCCUGAACUGCCCUUUUCGGGAAUACAGGCCCAAGGGAAGCAAUUAUUACACCUGUAUACCAAUAAGUAGGACCCGCGCACUUGGCAGCCUUAUAGACCGACACCCAGUGCCUAUGCCCACCUCCGAUGACAACUUUCAGCAGAUAUUCCUCAACUUUCAUUUCUCGGGUUGUCUCAUCUUCACUUAG
Molecule: messenger RNA, 864 nt
Organism: Lingula anatina
Lineage: Eukaryota; Metazoa; Brachiopoda; Lingulata; Lingulida; Lingulidae
Biological process (GO): iron ion transport
Cellular component (GO): plasma membrane
Molecular function (GO): copper ion binding; oxidoreductase activity
Source: RefSeq, a predicted model, not a curated record